Messenger RNA from Bombina bombina (fire-bellied toad), 6832 nucleotides. It is a transcript of the gene ADAMTS10, whose product is annotated as ADAM metallopeptidase with thrombospondin type 1 motif 10. The record is from RefSeq and is a predicted model, not a curated record. The transcript has 25 exons. Gene Ontology annotation, biological process: extracellular matrix organization; proteolysis. Gene Ontology annotation, molecular function: metalloendopeptidase activity. Bases 588 to 3911 code for a protein of 1107 amino acids. Gene Ontology annotation, cellular component: extracellular matrix. Lineage: Eukaryota; Metazoa; Chordata; Amphibia; Anura; Bombinatoridae.
UUCAUGCCCCCGCCUUAUUCUUUCUAAUGACUAUAUUAAAUAUCCCCCCACACAAAAAAAAUAGCUACUGUAGGGGAGUAUUCCUUUAAACACAGCCCUCUUUAAUUACGUGCAGGCAAUAGAAUUUUUUUUUCUUUUAAACAAGAAACUGCCAACAAAAAAAAACCCAUCCUGUUCAUAGAUUCCAUUUUUCUGCCUGUGCAAAGAACAAACGCCUUUACACACUGAGAGUAUUGGGUUUCAUUUUACCAGAUUAAUUUGAGCAGCAGAAGAUCCUGUGGUAUCAGGUGCAAUUAACCUCCUUGGCCAUUUGAAAGAUCAGGCCAUUAUACUUUACAAUUUCAAUGCUAAGGUCCCCAGGCGACUGCCAUAAUUCCAUGUUUUACUUAAGAGAAAAAGAACAAGAGGAUUGAAAAUAAAGAUAGCUGUUAAAAAAAAGAAAGAAAAAAAAAGUGGAGGAACAACUACAGAAGGGACAGAGGAGAUGCCUUCAUUGGCUUCAGGUUAGCACUCCUUGGGAGGAGGCAUCAGGGACAGCGUCAUGGUGACACGAAGAACCACAGCAGAACCUAAGAGGACCAGUCGCCAUGACAGCCUUUUGGGGCCUACUGGCUUGGGCCUUUACCCUAACUACAGCAGGCGCAUCAAACUUCAAGAGAGCCAGGGGUCCUGAGCAGGAUUCAAGAGAUUUCCUAUCCAGUCUGAGCCAUUAUGAGAUUGCCUUCCCGGCCCAGGUGGACCAGAGAGGGAACUUCCUGACCUAUGACCUUCGCCGCACCCCUCCAAACAUUCGCCGGUCUCGUCGCAGUCUCCCAGAAGUAGCAGAUCGUCAGCUUUUUUACCGGCUACAGGCUCAGAGCUCCAGUUUCCUCCUGAACCUCACCCUGCAGACAGAACUUUUGGGGCAACACUUUACUGUGGAGUAUUGGAAAAGAGGAGGGCUGGACUGGAAGCAUGACCUCUUCGAAGACUGUCACUAUGUUGGCCACAUCCAAGACCAGCAGCUGAGCUCCAGGGUAGCCAUCAGCAACUGCAAUGGCUUGCUUGGAGUCAUAGUAUCAGAUGAAGAAGAGUAUCUUAUUGAACCACUGCUCUUUGGUGGAAACUUAAACAAGACUGGUGAGGGGACUCCACAUGUGCUGUACAAACGGUCAUCUCUUCAACGCCAACAUUUGGAUGCAGCCUGUGGUGUUAUAGACGAUAAGCCCUGGAAGGAUCGUCAUUGGUGGCUCCACAAUCCAAGACCGCCACCAUUUCGUCCAGUAUCCAAUCAGACACAGCGUGGGCUCCUUCCACUAAAGCGUUCAGUUAGUACAGAAAGAUAUGUAGAGACCUUGGUUGUGGCAGACAAAAUGAUGAUUGGCUAUCAUGGACGGCGGGAUAUUGAGCAAUAUAUUCUGGCUAUUAUGAACAUUGUUGCCAAACUUUUCCAGGACUCAAGUUUGGGAAAUAUUGUCAACAUAAUGGUGACACGCUUGAUUCUCUUAACUGAAGACCAGCCCACUUUGGAGAUUAACCAUCAUGCAGGCAAAUCCCUGGACAGCUUCUGCCGGUGGCAAAAAUCUAUUGCAAACCGUAAUGGCAAUGCAAUUUCAGAGAGUGGAAUUGCCGAUCACGAUACAGCUGUGCUGAUAACCAGAUAUGACAUCUGUAUUUACAGAAACAAACCAUGUGGGACUCUAGGUUUGGCACCAGUUGGUGGUAUGUGUGAGCGGGAGAGAAGCUGCAGCAUAAACGAAGAUAUAGGCCUAGCCACGGCUUUCACUAUAGCGCAUGAGGUGGGACACACGUUUGGUAUGAAUCAUGAUGGCAUUGGUAAUGGCUGUGGGUCCCGGGGACAGGAGACUGCCAAGCUUAUGGCAGCUCAUAUCACUAUGAAGACUAAUCCCUUUGUGUGGUCAGCCUGUAGCCGUGACUAUAUUACCAGCUUCCUUGACUCAGGGCUUGGAACCUGUCUUAGCAAUGCACCACCGCGACACGACUUUGUGUACCCCACUCAGGCUCCUGGACAGGCAUACGAUGCAGAUGAUCAGUGUCGAUUCCAGCAUGGAGUUAAAUCCCGCCAGUGUAAAUACGGGGAGGUGUGCAGUGAGUUGUGGUGUCUCAGCAAAUCUGGCCGUUGUAUUACUAACAGUAUCCCCGCAGCUGAAGGGACUAUCUGCCAGACAAACACCAUAGAAAAAGGAUGGUGUUAUAAAAGGGAAUGUGUCCCAUUUGGCACACGGCCAGAAGGUGUGGAUGGAGCGUGGGGUGUGUGGUCUUCAUGGGGGGAAUGCAGCAGGACAUGUGGAGGAGGAGUGUCCUCAUCUGUACGUCAGUGUGACAAUCCCAGGCCAACGAUUGGCGGAAAGUAUUGUUUGGGGGAGAGAAAACGCUAUAGAUCGUGCAACAUUGAUGAUUGCCCUGUGGGGUCACUAGACUUCAGGGAAAUGCAAUGUGCAGAGUUUGAUAAUGUGCCCUUCAGAGGAAAGUAUUACUCCUGGAAAAGUUACAAAGGAGGGGGGGUUAAGGCCUGUUCCCUGAACUGUCUGGCUGAGGGCUUUAACUUUUACACUGAGAGAGCUGCAGCUGUGAUUGACGGGACGCCCUGCAGGCAGGAUUCAUACGAUAUAUGUGUCAACGGAGAGUGCAAGCAUGUGGGCUGUGAUAGGAUUCUAGGAUCGGACACUAAGGAGGACAAGUGUCGUGUUUGUGGAGGGGACGGCAGCACAUGUGAAACUAUUGAGGGCAUAUUCAACCAAUCCCAGUCUGAAGAUGGACACGAGGAGGUUGUCUGGAUCCCGAAAGGCUCGGUUCAUAUUGACAUUCGUCAACUUAACGUAUCACUCAGUUAUCUGGCAUUAAAGGAAAAGGAAAGUGGUGAAUAUUUUGUCAAUGGCAGAUUCCCCCCAGACAGUGCCCGGAGGUAUGAUGUGGCUGGGACCACCUUUCACUACAAGAGGACCCAAGAUGAGCCAGAAUCACUUGAGGCUUUGGGACCAACUAAUGCCACACUAAUUGUCAUGGUGGUAUUAAAAGAGGAGUUUCCUGGGAUCCGUUACAAAUUUAAUUCUCCCAUCAUCAGAGAUACACAGAGUGGGUACAUGUGGCAUCUAACUCCGUGGACCAAGUGCUCGGCCCUCUGCGCUGGAGGAGUGCAGUUUCAGCAAGUUUUAUGUAAAAGGCUUACAGAUGGAUCCCAAGUUCCUGAUGAUCUGUGUGAUCAGGAUGCCAGGACCCAGGAGAAACAACGUUCCUGUAAUACCGAACCAUGCCCCCCUGAAUGGGUUAUGGGACUCUGGUCGGAGUGCAGCAGGAGCUGUAAUUCUGGUGUACGCACACGAAGUGUUAUCUGUCAGCGGCGAGGGUCGGCAGGAGAGAAUAAAUCCCUGGCUGAUAGCUUUUGCCCCCCUCCUCGUCCACCAAUGCUGGAGUCUUGCAAUAUCGAUGUAUGCCCACCUGAAUGGGUGGCACUAGAUUGGUCUGAGUGUACUCCAAACUGUGGACCAGGAUUCAGACACAGAGUUGUCCUGUGCAAGAGUGGAGAAAACGAUAGUACACUUCCCAAUCCUCACUGUCCUGCCAAGGACAAGCCAGCAACAAGUAUGCGAUGUACAGUGCAACGGUGCCCCCCACCCCGCUGGGUAACGGGAGAAUGGGCAGAGUGUUCAGCCCAAUGUGGCCUUGGGCAGCAGAGACGUUCUGUGCAGUGUGUGAGUCACACUGGGCAGCCAUCAGUGGAAUGUGCAGAUUCCCUGCGCCCCUCUGCCAUGCAACAAUGUGAGACCAAAUGCGAGGCUGGACCCUCAGAAAGCCUGGAGGAAUGCAAGGAUGCAAACAAGGUGGAGUACUGCCCUCUAGUGGUCAAGUUUAAAUUCUGCAGCCGACCCUACUUCAAACAAAUGUGCUGUCGGACCUGUCAGGGACUCUGAUUUUUUUGAUUUUUGUAUUUUAUCCACAGCAACCUUCCUUUGUCAUUUGUCCUUUUUUUACUCCUUCAGCCUUACACUGGUUCUCUCCACAUGUACUUUACUUACAUUUUCAUCUUCUUCCUCAAAUACUGCUUUCCUUAUUUUAUAUUCUCUCAUUCUUUCUCUUCAACCAUGUUGAUUUUCACCACUUUUUCUUCUUUCUUAUACCUAAUCUCAUAAUGUUUUUUUCUACCUCUUCCUCUCAUCUAUUCUGUGCUUUUGGUCCAAAAUUCAAUACCAUGUUCUCACUUGUCCUUGAUUCAAUGAAUGUAUUAUUAAUAUAAUCUGACCAUCGUUGCUAUAUAGCAAUCCUAUUUUUACAUUGUUAACAAAGGACAGGCACACAGUUUUAUGUUGUAAAGAAAUGCAAAUUACAUAAAAGCAAUAUUUUAUUUUUCAAUUUAUCAUUUUUGAAAGCCAUUGACUCCUCACUGCCCAGGGAUUUUAACAGCUCUGUUUGCAGAGGAAUUGUUAAAGAGACAGUAGAUAUUGAAAUACAAAGUAAAUUUGUGAAAUCAAUACACAUUCAGUUUGUGUUUAUUCCCUUUUUGGUUGCCUUAAAAAUAACUUUAACCUUAUUUAUUGGGGCCAGGUGCUGGGGUAAAGCCCACACAUUUGAGAUCAGAAAAUCAGGUUAAUAUUACUUUUAUUUGGCAUAAACAAAUUGAAUAUGCUUUGAUUCCACUAGCUUACUUUGUAAUUCAACAAUUACAGUCACUUUAAAGGGACAUGAAACCUACAUUUUUUCUUUCAUCAUUCCGAUAGAGAGUACAAUUUAAAAACAAAAGUUUCCAAUUUACUUCUAUUAUCAAAUUUGCUUCACUCUCUUCUUAUUCUUUGUUGAAUAGAUAGUAAUAGUGCUGCCAUCAAGUGUUCUUGCUAAUGUAUAAAAUUGUUGCAAAAAUGCUGCAAUAUAGUACUGCAGACACGUGGACGCUCCUGAACGUACCGUCCUGCUUUUCAAGAAAAGAUAAGAAGAAAAUUAAGACAAUUUGAUAAUAGAAGUAAAUUGGAAAGUUGUUAAAAAUUGUAUUUUCUAUCCGAAUCAUGAAAGAAAAAAGUUUGGUUUUAUGUCCCUUUACAUUUCUUGUUAUUCACCUUUUGUAUAGAAAAACAAACUAAUUGUAGUCAACAUGUUUGUGUACUUGAAUAUUAUUAUUAAUAUCUCAUGACUUUCCCACAAGCUUUUGUGUAGCUAUGCAAUAAGAUGGAUUUGUUUUCUGGGAAUCUUUACCUGUAUGUGGUCUUAAGAAGCGACACAUAUUCCUAUAAAGAGGAAACAUUGCAGAUAAAGGAGACAAUCAUGUGGAAUGCUGCUCUAAAAGGCUGGAGAAAUCUUGAAAAUAUGUCAAAUUAAGCAUAAGAAGUUCUAGCAAUAUCUUUGUCAUUGUUUUACUUAUGUGUUUAUCUAUCUAUAUAUACAGUAUAUACACACUAAUGCUACAAACCCCUUCUGGUCAAUCUUGUGAAAAGGAAAAGCUUGAAAAAACAGGAGUAUUUCAGACGCAGGACAGUAUUGCAGCAAAAUCACUACAUCUACAGUAGUACAGUACAGCAAAUUAUAAAUUAAAGGGAUAUGAAAGCCAAUGUUUUCCUUUCAUAAUUCACAUAGAGCAUAUAAUUUUUAACAACUUUUUAAUUUACUUCUAUUAUCAGAUUUUCUCUGAUCUCUUGGUAUUUUUGUUGAAAAGCAGGGAUGUAUCUCAGGAGCGUGCACGUGUCUGAAGCACUAAAUGGCAGCAGUUGUGCAAGAAUGUUAUCCAUUUGUAAGAGAACUAGAUGGCAGCACUAUGUCCUGCCAUGUAGUGAUCCAGAUAACUACCGAGGUAUCUCUUCAACAAAGAAUACCAUGUAAACUAAGCUAAUUUGAUAAUAGAAGUAAAUUGGAAAAAAAAUGAAAUCGUAUGGUCUUUCUGAAUAACUAAAAAAAGGGUUUUGAGUUUGAUAUCUCUUUAAACAACGAGGAAGACAGAAGAAUAAAGUUGAGAGGAGGAGUUGUCCUGUGGCAUCUAUCACGUUUGGGUUUUGUACUUUCUGCUGUUGUGGUGUUAUAUGACACUGUCCUUCAGACUACUGUUUGAUUUUUCCUAGCAACCUGCAUUGUGGUGGUAGGUGAUGAAAGCAGCCUGGUAGUUGUAGAAAAUAAGAAAGAUGAAUGGUGCUUCACUCAAAUAUAUCCAUACUAAAGCCAAAUAUAUGGUGGUAGUGUCAUUUUGUUUAUGGGCCUGAGAGAUUGUCCUAGAACUGAAAAUUUGGGGGAGGCAAACAUGUACUUCCCUUGCAGAGCUGCAUGACCAUACAUAUUGAUGACUAGGACCGGGAAGCUGGGGACAUCUGUGGCUGGAGUUAUUGGAAUUCUGUAGACACGACAGGUGGAGUUGCGAGUGUUCUGUUUAUGGAGUUGAGUAUAGUGUGGGUAGAGUUGGCCAGUCCAUGGAAUUCCUAGUUGGUCCCUAGUCGUGGCUAUGCAGGAAGGGCAAUUCUCCCCUUUCCUCUCAACCCAAAGAGCACCUUUACUCAAUAGGGGUGAAACUUAAACAUUUGGAAGUGUUUUUGUACCCCGUAGAAGCAACAGUGUGUACAAGAUAUGCAUUUGCCAUUGUCAAACAACAUCACACAAAAACGAACAUUCAUUAUCUUCUUUAACAGAAACAGACUGUUUUAUAGAAAUGUCUCAAACAGAUUUAAUAUUUUAUAUAUGCCAAAGACUUGACUUUUGCUUGUAUAAUUCUAAGAUGAACAGCUUCUUUAAUAUUGAAUUGCCAAGAACAUUUAACUUGAUGCGGAUAAAUUCUCUCUGAUGCACAUACUGUAAGUGGAUUGGAAAUGUGUUUAUAUGUUUGAUUCCUACAUUGCUAGAAUUGUUAAAAUGAAUUAACAGA